Molecule: messenger RNA, 5413 nt
Organism: Perca fluviatilis (European perch)
Lineage: Eukaryota; Metazoa; Chordata; Actinopteri; Perciformes; Percidae
Gene: dennd1a
Product: DENN/MADD domain containing 1A
Exons: 19
Coding region: 260-3400 (1046 amino acids)
Biological process (GO): endocytic recycling; endocytosis
Cellular component (GO): cytosol; clathrin-coated vesicle
Molecular function (GO): phosphatidylinositol phosphate binding; guanyl-nucleotide exchange factor activity
Source: RefSeq, a predicted model, not a curated record
UGUAUUUUUGUAUUAAAAUGCCUCUCUCUUCUUUCUCUUCUUUGUGCUGACUCAUGUUGAAGUCAGAGUCAGUAAAUAUUGGUGCUGACUCAUGUUAACUCCGGAGCAGUAGACUGAAUGCGUCCAGUCAAUGAGCCUCGCUGUGGGCAGCUCCUUAUCUCUCUACAGCUUUGUUCACAGCCACGCCCCUUUUUGAGCCAUCCAAUCCCAUCUAACAAUGUAAUCUCUCUAGCAUCUAAACCCUGCCCCCAUAUUCCACAUGACUGAAGAAGUCUUUCAGUUCAACAGUCAACACACAAUCUGCCAUCUGAUCGCCACAGCCACACCAACCAAUAAAACCAUUUGGGCUUUGUGUUUGUGUUCCUUUUGGAUUGUAAUUCUCUGCGCCACCUUCACAGCUUUAUCCUUACUGCUAACCACACACACACACACACACACACACACACACACACACACACACACACACACACACACACACACACACACACACACACUCUCACUCUGUCUCCCUGUCUCUCUCUCCGUCUGCAGUCUGACAGUUAACCAGGUGGGUCAGAACUUCACCUUUGUGUUGACUGACAUCGAGAGCAAACAGAGAUUUGGCUUCUGUCGCCUCUCCUCCGGCGCUCACACCUGCUACUGUAUCCUCAGCUACCUGCCCUGGUUUGAAGUCUUCUACAAGCUGCUGAAUGUCCUCGCAGACUACACCAUCAAAGGCCAGGAAAGCCAUUGGCAGGAGUUCCUGGUGUCCCUGCAUACGCUGCCCGUCCCCGAGCCUGGCGUCCCGGUUCAUCUGGGCGUGCACUCCUUCUUCACUGUGCCUGACAUCAGGGAACUGCCCAGCAUACCUGAGAAUAGAAACCUAACCGAGUACUUUGUAGCAGUAGAUGUCAAUAACAUGCUUCAUCUGUACGCUAGUAUGCUUUAUGAACGUCGAAUCCUCAUCUGCUGUAGCAAACUAAGCACUUUAACAGCGUGUGUCCAUGGCUCCACAGCCAUGCUGUAUCCCAUGCACUGGCAGCACGUGUACAUCCCUGUCCUGCCAACGCAUCUGCUGGACUACUGCUGCGCCCCCAUGCCCUACCUGAUUGGAGUCCAUUCCAGCCUGAUGGAGAAAGUUCGAGGCAUGGCUCUGGAUGAUGUGGUGCUGCUGAACGUGGACACCAACACCCUGGAAAGCCCCUACGAUGACCUGCAGAGCCUGCCCAGCGACGUGGUCUCCUCUCUGAAGAGUCGUCUGAGGAAGGUUUCUACAACCACCGGGGACGGCGUGGCCAGAGCUUUCCUCCGCAGCCAGGCGGCGCUGUUCGGCAGCUACAGGAACGCUCUGCAGAUCGAGCCGGGAGAGCCAAUCACAUUCAACGAGGAAACCUUUGUGAACCACCGAUCCAGCGCCAUGAGACCAUUCCUCCAGAAUGCCAUCCAGCUGCAGCUCUUCAAACAGUUCAUUGACGGGCGCUUGGACCUGUUGAACUCUGGAGAGGGUUUCAGUGACGUCUUUGAGGAGGAGAUCAACAUGGGCGAGUAUGCAGGCAGUGACAGGACCUACCACCAGUGGCUGUUCACUGUGAAGAAAGGAGGCGGGGCUAUCUUCAACACGGUGAAGACCAAGGCCAACCCAGCCAUGAAGACCGUGUACAAGUUUGCUAAGGACCAUGCAAAGAUGCGUAUCAAGGAAGUCAAGAGCCGGCUGAAGCAGAAGGAGCAGGCAGAAAACGGCUUCUCCACAGUGGGCUCAGCGGUUGCCUAUGACGACAACACAGCCAGCGGUGUGGUCAGGAGGGAGGGGCCUCUGCAAGCCCUGGAUGACCACCGGCCAAUCACUGUUCACUUUGGACAGGUGGGCAGACAUGAGACGGGCGGGGGGGCAACUACAGUUCCCAUAAUGCUUUGGGCUCGGCCCCCUACGCUGCUGAAGAGACCGAGCAGCAACGUGAGUCUGGAGAGCAGCGCGGACCACUCUAUGCGUCCUACUCGCCACUACACCGUCUUUCUGUCGGAGGAUUCGUCCGGAGACGAGCUCCAGUACGACGAGGACUCCAUCUCUGGCUUUCCUGACAGCUUUCUCUUCUCCGUCCCGUUUGAGUGGUCGCCUCUGCCACAGCCAUACCGCUCCCUGAAGGAGGUCCAGUUGAUGGAAGGGGACGAUCAUGGUUUUGGGGCAGAAAGUCACACUGCCCCUCCCAGCCCAGUUAAUGACAAGUUCUCCAAUGUCCACCUGCUGGGUGACAUCUUCGGCUGCCAGGACGAGCCUGACAGCCAACCAGUCACCUCGGCUAAAAGCCUGGAGGACCUGAGGACUCCCAAAGACUCCGAGGAGAUACAAACCAAGUUCACCUACCAGCGGAUGGACCUGAGUGUCAGUGAACACUCAAGAACACUUCCAGGCCUCAAGCUGUCCAACCCUUACAACAAGCUGUGGAGUGUAGGGCAGGACCAGAGCGCCAGAGCGUCCGUUUGUGUGCCUCCUGCCUGCGACAGACCUCCACCUGUCCGGCCUUCCCACUCUCCAAGCCGGGAAAGCUCUGGCCCGGGCCCCGACACUCUGGACUCUUUGGAUCCUUCCGCCCCCAGCAACAUCACCAUUCCGCGUCCCCACGGAAGGAAGACGCCCGAGCUUGGUACUGUGCUAGCCCCCCCCGCAGCCCAGUCACGCUCUAAAACAGCCGGCACGGCUGACGGAGGGACAACAUCAGGGGGACAAGAGUUUAGGCAAGCCCUGAGCAUGAGCACAGAUGGAGAGCUGCUGAAGCCCAGCAGGGCGGCUGAGGACAGUCUAGAUCUGAUCAGCCUUCUGGACCCCCUCAACAGCUCAGCAGCCAGCUGUUCCACUUCAUCGAGUGACGGGCUAGAUAUUGGCCUGUCGUCAUCUUCCUGCAGACCAACACUAACCCCCCGGUCUUACCCUCAGGGCCUGCCUCCCUUCCCACUGCAUCAUCCUCACAUAUCACUCAACCCUUUUGCCCAGUCUCUGCAGCACUCUUCCCCUCAGAUGCGUUACUCACCGACUGUAAGUGGCAAUCCUUUCAGUGUGGUCUACGGGCCUGCCCCAGGCUCUUACCACACACAGUCUUAUUCUACACUAACAGGGCUCUACAGACAGCAUUCGCCAGGCAGUUCCACUCUGCCACCCAAUUAUGGACUGCUGCAGCCAGCCUUCCCCCCCUCAGCGCCCUCCAUGCCUCACUUCUCUGCUAGCAAUCACGCUCUGUCCAGUCUGGCAGACUCCCCGUCUGUCCCCAGUCACGCUGUGAACAUUCUGGCAAAGCCACUUCAUGCUGAGGGGGACAGCCAGAAGACUCAGGAUCCUUUUGGGGAUCUGCUGACUAUGGCCAAGCCAGCUACACCCCAAAAAAAGAAGGUGGAGGACCUUCGGAGGAGGUGGGAAACAUUUGACUAAAACCUGUGAAUAUGUACUGAGGUGCUCCUCUCUGUCCCGAGCCAAUCUCCCCUCACUACUGAAUCAGGACCUUCUAUUGCAUUUAAUACUGCAUUAGCUGUUAGACAUGCUGCUAUGCUUAUGCAACUCACAAUAGUAGAAGAAUAAGAGCUUCAACCUAAAAUAAGUUAGUGAACGUGAACUAAUCAGCCUUGCAUUAUUUCUCCUGCACGCUAACGUUAAAGCUACUUUGUUGACUGACGUCUUUAUUUCAACGUGACGUAAUGAAGUGUGUUUGGCUGCCCUGUUAGUUGCUGACCCCAGUGGUUGAUACAGGUGUCUUUUCACUUGCCAGUCCCACCAGUAAUACAAAGCUUUUAUUACCAAAACACAGCUUGUCAGUGGUACGUAAUCAAUGUACAUAAAUGUUUUUAUUGAUUUCUGAAUUCUGUUUUAUAGUGAUGUGGUUUUCUUCUACUCUUGUGUGUGUGUGUGCAUAUGCAUCAGAGAUGAUAUAAUUUACUGUGACAGAAGGUCUUGUCCGUCUCCCCCCCCCUCCCUUUCAUCAGCUCUGCUGCUGACCAAUGACAAACAGGAGUGUGAACUGUGUUGUCCGCCCAAAACCUGCACCAGAAUUUGGAUAUUUUGUGUUGUUUGAUUUUCCUGCUAUUCUACCCAGGAAAUGCCACUCAAAGCCAGCCUUGCUUCAACAUGUUCCGAUGCCACGCAUUAGCAAAUUGCUUAGAAAGUUCUUUGCACAGCAGCCUUGUGUCGUCAGGCUUUAAUGGCAGCACAUUAGCGUAGUGCUCAGUAUAGAUUUUUGACUUUAAAUAUAGUACGCAGUGUUUCCUGAAAGAGGAUAUAUGUCACACUCACAACAGCAUAUGUCUUAAUGAUGUCGACUUCUGCAGGUAGCUAGUAGCUAGCCUGCUAGUUAAUUAACAUCCCAUUGGCAUUAUGCUACUGUAGCUACAAAGUGUGGUGAAUCUGAUCACGCAGUUAGUUCCCCUGUACAUGUUUUUGGAGAUGCACAGUAUUUUAGUUGAGUUAGUUUGGCGUUCAUGAUGAAUCCCAUCCUUGGCAUCUCUCACUGACUGAACAUGUGCUGCCUCAUACUGUUUUCUAAAGAAACUUUGGAAGAAAAGCUGCAAGCCUCCAAAAGCCUGUAAUGUCCCUAAAUGAUUUGAAGCAUUUCUGUUUGAUUAAAUAUAUAUAUAUGUGUACUUUGAAACACUUAAUUGUAUAUUCUGUUGUUUUAAAUGGUUAUUUCACUAAUUCUGACACUGAUAUAUGAACUCUAUGAUUUUCUUCUGUAUGUUUUUGCCUUAGUCAAGUUUUUGUGUGUUGACACUUUAUUUGUUCUAAAACUGAUUAAAAGCUGGGGACUAGUCCCCUUUUGCAUUUGGUUAUAAUACAAAUAUUUCAUAAUAACAUGUCAGCCUCACACAACUGACUCUGGAUUGUGUUGAGCUACGCAGGGCAUUUUUCUUAAUCACCCUGUUACUUUUGCCAAUAAUGACAAUGUCCAUCUGCCUGUUGGUGCAUAUAUCUUGUGCACAGCUUCAUGUUCCCUUGACAUUGAAUAUGGAAAUGUAUGGUCCCCACCCAAUGAUUCCUGAUUACUUUAACUUGUAAUCCCCUGUCCUUUCCCUUUUCCUAACUCUUAAUCCAUAAAGUAAAUCCAUAGUUUAAAACGAAAUACAUAAAAAACGUGGUCCUCUGUGGCAGUGGUUCUUAAAUUUCCUUCAGUAAUGUACCCCUUUGGAGUAUUUUUUCAUCUAAGUACCCCUUGACCAGCACAAAACAUUUUUGGUAGAAAUAAAGUGGCACAAUACAGAGCUGCGCCAUUAGUGUUUGAUUUCCUGUAAAAACAAUACUAUCACUUUAAAAUACUUAAAUGCUACAUUCCAAAUGUUCAGAAUAACUAAACUUAGGUUUGUGGUGACUUUGACCUUUUCUUUAGCCCCUUCAUCACACCAGAAUGUGCACUUGUAAAACAGAAAUAUUAAAAUUGGUAUCAAAAUAUCCACAACA